Molecule: messenger RNA, 5849 nt
Organism: Ctenopharyngodon idella (grass carp)
Lineage: Eukaryota; Metazoa; Chordata; Actinopteri; Cypriniformes; Xenocyprididae
Gene: colgalt1a
Product: collagen beta(1-O)galactosyltransferase 1a
Exons: 13
Coding region: 1959-3572 (537 amino acids)
Molecular function (GO): procollagen galactosyltransferase activity
Source: RefSeq, a predicted model, not a curated record
UUCCAUGAAGAGCGGUGGAGCCCGGAGUCUCCUAUAUUAGCUCCUCGAGUAAUGAUCACUCUCAUCUGCCGUAACGCCCAGCACUCUCUGCCGCAUUUCCUCGGAACUAUUGAUCGCCUCAAUUACCCCAAAGAUCGAAUCGCGCUCUGCUCAAUGCUAUGGAGGGGCAAACUGGAAGAAAAAAAAAGAUGGGAGGGGUUUCUCUAGAUCCAUUGUGUCCCACUCAUCCUAACCAAGGUUGAAUUUAUCCCGUAAAGUUGUUAUUGUCCUAACCAGUGAAUGAAGAACUUUGUUGCAAAGGUAUCAGUUACCAAGAACGCUCUGAGCGCCGUAGUUUUGCUCUAAAUGAUUGAAUUCCCAUAUAAUGGCAAUGUAAUAAAGCCAGUUUAGCUUCUUAUGGUGCUCUGCAGAAGCAGGCUGAUUGAACAAUGUAGAAGAGUAGCUUAGAAAUGCUAUUAAUCACUGUAUUAAAACAAUUACAUUAUUACACGUCUGGAAUACUUAAUUCUGAUUGAUCAAACUAGUAAGUAACCAUGUUAGUGGAAUAAUAAUGUACAGUCAGAUGGACAAUGAUUAGCUCAUUAUUAUUAUCAUUAUUAUUAUUAUUAUUAUUAUUAUUAUUUCAUUAUUAUCGUCCCCUUGGAAGGUUGUCUUCAUUCUGAGCAGUUUUGAAUUAUUGAGCUUCAAAGUUUUUGCAUUCCAUCGGACUUUAUACAUAGAACCAUUUUGUUUUCUAAAUAAAAAGUCCCUUCUUGUACUAAACAUUACCAAAAACAUCACAUUAUGUAAAUAAGUUGUCACAGAAUAAGAAUAUGUGAAUAACUAUUAAUUCCAAGGGGACGUUAUAUUGAUUUAUGUGUUAUCUGUAUGUAAAUGUGUGUUUUUAUGUGGUAGCAUACGGGUCUAUUAAAAGUUUUGCAAACAACAUGUGGAUUAAGCUAUUUUCUUAAUAAAAAGCUGUCAGGUGCUGGAGCUGUGGUCUAGAGGUUAGUGUACAUGCUCCAACACGCUGAUGGAUUGAGUCUAGCUUGUGUUAUUUGGUGAUCCCAUUUUCCUCCUCUAACUUGCUCCAUUUACUCUCUUUUAUGUGUACUGUAUGAACAAAAGGCCCAAAAGACUUUACUGUAUAUUUGCUUUGUGGUAAUUAAGUCCAUUCAAAUGAAUUGGCUUCACUCAUGUGGAAAAACAUAAUUUAAUAUGACUGAAUUCACCUUACUACAGUAAGUUACACCAACGAAAAUAAUAGUUUAAGAUUAGAUUAAUUGGAAAUAGCUUUUUAGGGUAGACACAACUGCACAGUUUCAUGUCUGCACUGAAGGGGAAAUUAAUGUUCAUAAACAGUGUUGGGGAAAGUUACUUUCAAAAGUAAUGCGUUACCAUAUUGCAGUUUCUCGACUAGGGGGCCUCAAGAUGACUAAAAUGUAUUUAAAAUUAAUAAAUUAUUUUUAAUAUAUUAGCAUAAUCAAACUCUAAAUUAAAAUGCUUAAAUAUGCAUAAAAUGCAAGUGUAAUGCAAAUGUAAAUGAAAUGUAUUUCUUAUUUAAUAUAAUAAAAAUAAUAAAAUAAAAAUAUGUAUUCCCCCCCUCAAUAACGGUUGUUGUAAUUGAAGAACACGCAGUUCUUGAAACUUUUGAAGUCACAACAUGAAUCAUUGUUAAUUAAUUUAAUAUACAUACUCCUAGUUUCUGUUAAUAAAAAAGUUUGAAAGCCAGCCAGCAACCUUAUCAUAAUUAAUACCGGAAAAGGCCUAUAUUGGGAAGCCUUCCAAUAUUGUGUUGGGUCAAAAAGUAGACCUGGCUUGAAUUCCUGUCCUGAAUCUGUCUGUACUGUAGUAACAGUUGUUGGCCAGAGUUGUGUUCUCACAGGUUCGUGUGGCAUCCAAACUCCGUUUGGAUUUGUAGACUCUUAGGCCUCACAGCUGCGCUCUGCUGCAGGAGACGCAUCUGGACUGGUGAAGUCAUGUUGGUAGCAACCGACCACAAUAUUGACAACACAACAUACCUACUGCGAGACUGGCUCAUCAAUGUACAGAAACUCUACCAUUAUGUGGAGUGGAGGCCAAAGGAGGAACCAAGAGAAUAUCAUAAUGAGGAAGGACCAAAGGAGUGGACGAAUGAGCGCUACGCUUAUGUCAUGAGACUGCGGCAGGCAGCGCUCGAGUCUGCACGAGAGAUGUGGGCAGACUAUCUCAUGAUGAUUGAUUGUGAUAAUCUUCUGAUCAACCGAGAUGUUUUAUGGAAACUAAUAAAGGAGAACAAGACAAUCGUGGCACCGAUGAUGGAGUCUCGUGCUGCCUACUCAAACUUCUGGUGUGGAAUGUCAUCCCAGGGCUACUAUAAACGAACUCCUGCCUACAUCCCCAUGCGUAAGCAAGUGCGUAGGGGUUGCUUUACCGUUCCCAUGGUGCACUCGACUUUCCUGGUGGACCUGCGGAAAGAAGCUUCCAGACUUCUGGCUUUUCACCCGCCGCAUCCAGACUACACCUGGGCCUUUGACGACAUUAUAGUCUUCGCUUUUUCAGCCCGCAUGGCAGAGGUUCAAAUGUUUGUUUGUAACAAGGAAACUUACGGGUAUCUCCCAGUGCCUCUUCGUGCCCACAGCACUUUGCAAGACGAGGCAGACAGCUUCAUUCAUACUGUGAUUGAGGUCAAUGUGCGAAACCCUCCAGUUGAGCCCUCCAGAUACUUGCCCAAACCUGUCAAAAAACCUGACAAAAUGGGCUUUGAUGAGGUGUUUAUGAUCAACCUGAAGCGGCGGGAUGACCGUCGUGAGCGCAUGCUGAGGGCUUUGAGAGAGCAAGAGAUCGACUGCAAGAUUUUCGCUGCUGUGGAUGGCAAAGCUAUGAACGUGAGUGAGAUCCAAUCUAUGGGAAUCCACAUGCUUCCCGGCUACAGUGACCCGUACCACGGCAGACCUCUUACAAAAGGAGAGCUGGGCUGUUUCCUGUCCCACUACAACAUCUGGAAAGAGAUUGAAGACAGAGGCCUGAAGACAUCGCUAGUGCUUGAAGAUGAUUUGCGGUUUGAGAUUUUCUUCAAGCGACGCCUGCAGAAUUUAAUGCAUGAGGUCGAGAGUAAGGGUCUGGAUUGGGACCUCAUUUAUAUUGGGAGGAAGAGGAUGCAAGUGGACCGGCCUGAAAAAGCAGUACCAAACAUUCGCAACCUGGUGGAGGCGGACUAUUCCUACUGGACCUUGGGUUACAUGAUGUCAUUGCAAGGAGCCAAAAAGCUCCUCAAAGCAGAACCACUCAGUAAAAUGUUGCCUGUGGACGAAUUCCUUCCAGUAAUGUUUAAUAAGCAUCCUGUAUCGGAAUACAUGGAGCAGUUUGAGACGAGGGACCUGAAAGCAUUCUCAGCGGAGCCCUUGCUUGUGUUCCCUACACACUACACGGGCGAACCUGGGUACAUCAGUGACACCGAAACCUCCACGGUGUGGGACAAUGAGAAAGUGCGCACAGACUGGGACAGGAAGCGCUCGGGUAAGACCCGGGAACAGGCUGAGAUCAGCACAGAGGCCCAAAACUCAGAUGUGCUCCAGUCUCCUCUGGAUAGGACGGCCAGAGACGAACUAUGAGAGACAUUGUUUUGGACACACCGCUGGACUUGCUUCUGUUCCACCUUAUAAGCACAAUACGAGUGAGCAGAAGAGGAGAUUUGUUUUUAUUAUUUGUUGUUUGCCAGCAAAGAAAUCGAGCUUAAUGUUUAUCCCUUCAUUUGUAGAUUAUCAAAUUGGUAACAGUGGACUAAAUGUGCUUAUUAAUGAGCACAACACCUGUUCAUCCUGCGAUAAAGAUCCCAGGUGUUUGACAAACAGUUUAUGAUUAUUUUAAUCAGUAACACAUUAUAGUAAGGUUCCAUUUGUUAACAUUAGUUAACUGGAUUAGCUUAACAAUGAAAAAAAAAAAGGUCUUCUAAAGCAUUUAUUAUUCUUGGUUAAUGAUAAUUUCAACAUUAGAAUCAAAAGUUGCAUCAGUUAAUAUUAUUUAAAGAUGACAUGUUUUUUAUUUACAUUUUUAACUUUCUUUUGUGUGUAAUGUUGCUGUUUGAGCAUGAAAAAGGUAUUCAAAGUUCCAAAGCCAAAAAUAUAGGGAUAUACUCUCUAUAUCAGUGCACACACUGUUUCUGAAAUCACUGAAACGCCUCCAUUGUAGUCUUGAGUUUUCUUCUGGGAACGAACACGUCACAAUAUUCCUCAUUUAAAUAAUUCCCGCCCAAGGCGUAUGCAAAAUAAAGGGGUGAGGCCUGGUUGAGUUAAUCAGUAGUGUGUUGAAUCUCGUGGUUAUGGUUAGGGGUGUGACAUUUCCCAAACACGCUGAACCAGUUGACCAAUCACAACACACUGGUCCAGCUGACCAAUCAGAGCACAUUGUGCUUUUCAGAAGGAGGGGCUUCAUAAGAGACAGGAACUAAACAGGGGUGCAUUUCCCAUACAACGACAUAACUCACUGUUUAAAUACCAUAGUAUGAUGCAUCUUUGAAGAAUUCAACUAGCUAGUCACAACUGUUUCCCGAAACCGUAUUGUCACAAAUUUGUGAUGUCACACAGGUUCCCGCCCAAACACUGUAAUAACACUGUAAUAACUUCUUUAAAUGAAUCCGCUUGAGAUCGAAUUAAUGCUAGAUUUUCUGCUAUAAAUUACGGACAUGGCAUCUGAGGACUGAUUCUCAUUUUUCUCAGUUAUUUUGCUUUAUUUCCAGAUUCAGUCAUAGGCUCGUUCUUAUGUACUAGAGCACAUGCGCGCUCUUCAAAAACGGUGCUUAAAAUGAACAAAAUUAAAAAUAACUAAAAUAUGUAAAUGACAUUUGUAUAUAUUCAAAAUAAAAGAUAUACAUUGUACUUAUUUUGCUCAAGAUAACGAUUUAUUAAGUCCACCUGUCAUAAAAACAAGAAACUAUUCUUCUAACCACAGCUCGAGAUCUGUCGUACCAACCACACAAGUUUGCAAAGCAGUUUGCGAAUGUUCCUGUGAACUGUGGUUUCGAGAAACACCAAAUUGUUGAACUAUGUAAGUAACAACAGAACUUGCAAUGUUUUUUGGCUAAUGAGCGUUACUGACAGACUAGGAAGAGAAGUGCUGCAACAAUGGAAAAUAUGUGAAAAAUAAUGAUUUUUGAACAUUCAAGCAUGAAAACCUAUGCUAGUAGAACUCAAAAUCAAGACUUUGUAAAAGAGCAUAAUAGGUCCUCUUUAAUAGACUUGGGCUGGCAUGUACUUAACAAUGAACAGUUGAUUUUAGUGUUAACAAAGAUUCAUAAACACUGUAACAAAUGUAUUGCUCAUUGUUAGUUAAUGCUUUAAAUAAUGUUAACUAAUGGACCUUAUUGUAAAGAAUCACCUUUUAAUUAGUCUGAAAAAUAAUGACAAUCACAUUUAACUUUUUAUUUAGUUUUGCAGUGUUCACAUUCCAGACAUAAACAUAGUCAUUUAACAAUAAUAAAAGACACACGAAGCAUGUUGUUAUUUUAAGGAAUGAAGCAUGUUAUUUUAACAUGAAGGAUGUUGUUAUUUUUAGACCUUGAUACCAUUACCGCCUUUGGUGGCAAUUCAGGCUGUUACUUCCCAUCAUCAAAGCCAACAACCGUACACGCCUCACUGUGUGGUUUUGCUGUCAUAUCAUCUGGACAGAAAUUAAAGGUCUAUACACAUUCCACACAGCAACAUUCCAGAUUUGGUUUCACUUCUUUGCUUUUUUGACACAGAACAGCCUAGCAGGCUUCGAAUGUGCUUGAUGUGAUUUUUUUUUUUUUUGUGAUCGUGCUGUUUAGUCACGCUGUCAUACUAUUAGUAUGUAUGUAACUGUGACUUGUAUUUCACCAACUGUGCCUUAAAUAUAAAGAAUGGUUAAAAACA